This is a messenger RNA of Pomacea canaliculata, 3143 nucleotides long. Its product is annotated as ankyrin-1-like. The record is from RefSeq and is a predicted model, not a curated record. The transcript has a single exon. Gene Ontology annotation, molecular function: protein binding. Lineage: Eukaryota; Metazoa; Mollusca; Gastropoda; Architaenioglossa; Ampullariidae. The coding region runs from base 51 to 3143 and encodes 1030 amino acids.
ACUACACAAAGUUCUACUCUCGUGUGCUGUACGAUGCCGCUGGUCUGGCGAUGGGCCGUUCACGUCUUCUGCCAGUUCUACUGAAGAUAUGUGACAUGGACUUUCUUCUCAAGUAUGUCCGUGCUUUGACGGAACCAUCUGAAAUGCGGAUGACGAUAUCUCUUAACGUUACAACUAUCACGUAUCUAAUGGAAAGAAUCCUCACAGACAUUGCAAAAGGAAAGGUGGUAGAGAUGUCUCAAUACUUGUCGCUUCAAAGUGAGAUUUUCUUGGAAAACUUGGAGAACUACAGUCGCAGCAGAAACAGCGGAGAGACAGAAAUACUACAGGCAGCGGACCCACCUCAUGGCUUGUCUCUGUUGUACUGGUCAGUGUGGACAGGCUGUGACUGGCUAGUAAACUGGUGUCUGGACUUUAGCAUCAAGAACGGGAAAGCCCCUUCUAGCCUUCUACAGUCUGCUUUUGUUUGGGCUUUUGCAUACAGAACAAUGUGUUUCAAAACCAGUAAUAUGCAAAGUUUAAAACUGCUGCAGUUAGUUAACAAAUUUCAGUCAGAGUUUGAUCGCCAGGUCUCAAAAAUAUUCCUUCCGUUUCCAGAUAAAACACUUUUUCUCUCUACAUUGUCUGAGUCGAUUUAUGAUCAGAUUACAUCUUGCAGUAGUCUGUUUUACUUACGGGAUCCAUCUUUACCUAUACCGUCAUCUGCAAUGAUCAUGGACAGAAAAGGCGAAUCGCUUCACCUGGAGUUUCGUAGCAAGCAGGUGUACCAAGCAUUAAGACUGCUGUGUGAGACACACGUGAGCCAAGUUGAUGACGAAGGCAACACGUUAUUGCACGUUGCUGCAGCAGCCGGUGACGCAGAUGUAGUUGAGCUCGUCGUGAGAAGUGGAGCGUUGCUCACCACCAGGAACAACAUCAACCUCACGCCGCCUCAGGUGGCACAGAGACGCAACACAGGUGGGGUGAAAACACGAAAGUAUUGUCGAAAAGGUAAGCACAUACACAAAGCUUGUCAAGAUGGCGAUAUGGUUACUGUAAAAGUUCUUCUCUGUUGUGGUGUGAGUGUGGACGACAGAGACAGUGAAAACCGAGUUCCACUGCAUGCAGCUUGUCAAGAAGGUCACAACGAGCUUGUGAGUUUUCUCCUAGAACUGGGUGCUGAUGUGAACUUUGUGGAUAAAUCUGGGUCUAGUGCUCUACAUGUCGCCUGUGGGACAGGCCGUGAAGAUACUGUAAGACUUUUGAUCCAACAUGGCGCUAAUGUUAACAUGUUUGACAGCUCAAGCAUGACGGCAAUUCACAGAGCCUGCAGUCAGGGAAAUAAACAGUGCGUCUCCGUUCUCCUGGAUCAUGGAGCUGACAUCAGUGUGAAAGACACAAAUGGCUAUACACUUCUUGACUACGCCUGCUAUUUUGGAAAAAGGGAGACGGCAGCCUUACUGAUACACCGUGGGGCUGAUGUCGAUUCCAAAUCCACAGACGGCCUUACACCUUUACAUUCUGCCUGCAGGGCUGGACAGACAGACAUUGCAACUCUCCUGCUAGACCGCGGAGCUGACCUUAAUGCUCAAUGCUCUAAUGGGUUCACACCUCUGCACCUUGCCUGCAGCGACGGAAAGAAGGAGACAGCGGAUUUUCUGCUAGACCGUGGAUGUAAGCUAAAUGCCAAAUCCACCAAUGGAUUCACUCCUCUCCACUCGGCCUGCAGAGCUGGAAAGGUAGACAUUGUAGUUCGCCUGCUAGACCUUGGAGCUGAUGUCCACACGAAGUCCACAUAUGGUUUUACACCUCUGCACUCUGCCUGCAGCAAGGGAAAGACAGACACCGCAGCUCUGCUGCUAAGCCGUGGGGCUGAUCUCAAUGUGAAAUCUUCAGAGGGGUUUACACCUCUACAUUCUGCAUGCAGAGGGCAAAACAUAGACACUGUCACUUUGGUGCUUGACCGCGGUGCUCAUCUCAAUGCCAUAUCAACAAAAGGCUUCACUCCUCUCCAUUCGGCUUGCAGAGCGGGCAACACGGACACUGUAGCCCUGCUGCUGGAUCGUGGAUCAGGUGUCAACGUUACAUACAUGAAUGGAUUCACACCUCUACACUGUGCCUGCACUGAGGGCAGGACAGACACUGCAGCUCUACUGCUAGACCGUGGAGCUGACCUCAAUGCCAAAUCCACGAAUGGCUUUACACCUUUGCACUCUGCUUGCAGGGCGGGAAAGACUGACACUGCAGCUCUGCUGCUAGACCGUGGAGCUGAUCUCAAAACCAAAUCCACAAAGGGGUUCACACCCCUGCAUUGUGCCUGCAGUGAGGGAAUGUCCUGCAGUGCAGCUCUUCUGCUUUGCCGUGGAGCUGAGGUCAAUGUCGUGUCCACAGAUGGCUUCACGCCUCUGCACUCUGCCUGCAGCAAGGGGAGGACGUACACAGCAGCUUUGCUCCUUGACUUUGGAGCUGAUAUCAAUUUGACAUCCACAAAUGGUUUUACACCCCUGCAUUCUUCCUGUAGUGAGGGAAAUACAAACACAACAGUUCUGCUUCUAGACCGUGGAGCUGAUCUUAAUUUUCGAUCAUUAAAUGGCUUUACUCCUCUGCAUUCAUCAUGCAGAGUGGGAAGGACAGACACCGUAGCUCUACUCCUUCGCCGGGGUGCCAAAGUCAAUGCAAAAUCUACCAGUGGGUUUACACCUCUGCACUGUGCUUGCAGAGAGGGAAAGACAGACACCACAGCUCUGCUACUAGACAGUGGAGCUGAUAUUAAUGUGAGCUCUGUUAAUGGGUUUACACCUUUGCACUGUGCCUGCACAGAGGGAAAGACAGACACAGCAGCUUUGCUUGGAGAUCGUGGAGCUGAUUGUAAUGCCAGAUCCAAAACUGGUUUUACACCUUUGCACUCUGCCUGUAGAGCUGGAAAAACAGAGACUGCCGCACUGUUGAUAGACCUUGGAGCCGAUAUUAAUGUCACAUCUACUCAUGGUGAAUCACCUCUGCAUUCUGCAUCCAGUGAGGGGAAAACACACACUGCCGCACUGCUGCUGGACCGCGGAGCUGACUUCGACUCUCGGACCACCAACGGCGAAACACCAGCAGACCUUGCCCAGAAGAAUGGUCACAAAGAUACCGCCGAUUUACUGUUGAUGUGGAGCGAUUGA